Messenger RNA from Oncorhynchus keta (chum salmon), 2049 nucleotides. Its product is annotated as death effector domain-containing protein-like. The transcript is spliced from 5 exons. Gene Ontology annotation, biological process: extrinsic apoptotic signaling pathway via death domain receptors; regulation of apoptotic process; apoptotic process. Bases 466 to 1716 code for a protein of 416 amino acids. The record is from RefSeq and is a predicted model, not a curated record. Gene Ontology annotation, cellular component: nucleolus. NCBI's taxonomy places the organism in Eukaryota, Metazoa, Chordata, Actinopteri, Salmoniformes, Salmonidae. Gene Ontology annotation, molecular function: DNA binding; protein binding.
CCAUCUCAUGUAGAGAAAGAAACAUGUGUGUUUUUACAUAGCCAACUGUGUUUAGAUCAAAGAUUACUUCAAGAGAGAGAACUUCGAAGAAGGAAAGGAGUGUCUGGUUUACAAGAAUUCUAACGCGAACCGAAUUUGAGAUUUACUAGUCUAAACCAUUGUAACCCGGAUGUUAAUACUGCGUAGUGUACCGGAUGUUCUUUCAUUUUAGCUGAGAUACGAAAAUGGGCAUGCUAAUUGUUAGCCUCGUGAAAGAGUGUGAAAUUAUACACUUUAAUUGUGUUUUCUGAUCUUGAAGGGGCUAGUUAAGGGUUCAACCAAAAACGUUAAGUAAGUAUCUACGGUAUUUCAAGUUAAAUGACUUUGAAUCAAGGUAUUAACUCAAGGAAACGUAGCUAAGGAAAGCAGUUGAAGUAUUCAGACACAACACAGAAGUUGUUGGGAUCGUCCACCCCUAACACAGUGAUGACCUCACAGCAGCAUUCCCUCCCCAAUGCAAAUGUCAACCCUCCCCUCCUCAUCCCCCAGAACUCAUUAGCUCACCCGGGCAGGCCUCACAUUCAUCCAAACCAGCUGGACUCUACUCAGAGUAGUGCUGCGGGGCACCCUGCCUCCCACACAGGUCUGAUGGGCGGUGUGGGGUCCUCGUCGGUGGGGACCUCCAGCGGAGUUGCAGUGAAUAGGGGCACGUUGCCCUCCUGCACUAACUCUGCCUCUUCAAGGACGCCCUCGUCAGGACGCUUUGAACCCUGGCCCGAGGAGGCCGUAGACAAUGCUUACGGCUUGUACUCACUGCACCGCAUGUUCGACAUAGUUGGAGCCCAGCUCACGCACCGCGAUGUGCGAGUGCUCUCGUUCCUGUUCGUGGAUGUAAUUGACGAGUAUGAGCGCGGUGGCAUCAGGAGUGGCCGGGACUUCCUGCUGGCUCUGGAGCGCCAGGGGCGAUGUGAUGAGACCAACUUCAGACACGUCCUGCAGCUGCUUCGCAUCAUCACACGGCACGACCUGCUGCCCUACGUCACACUCAGGAAGAGACAGACCGUGUGCCCAGACCCAGUGGAUAAGUACCUGGAAGAGACGUCGGUACGUUAUGUGUCCCCCAGAAGAGGAGGAGAGAGCAGGGAGGCUGCACCCCACAGAAGGACAGGUCCCCAGCCAGUGAUCUGCUGUUCUCCAUCGGGGACCCAGGUGGGCCCUUCCCGCACCAAGCCAGGCCCCCCAUUACCCAGCCGCAAAAGAAAGAGGGCCUACGCCACAGGUGACUGCAGGGAAAAGCAAACCUGUGACAUCCGCCUACGAGUGCGUGCUGAGUACUGCCAGCAUGAAUCAGCGCUUCUGGGAAACGUUUUCUCCAACAAGCAGGAGGCUCUGGAGAGGCAGUUUGAGAGGUUCAACCAGGCAAACACUAUCCUCAAAUCCCGGGACCUGGGCUCCAUCAUCUGCGACAUCAAGUUCUCGGAGCUCACCUACCUAGAUGCUUUUUGGCGGGACUACAUCAACGGCUCCCUGCUGGAGGCCCUGAAGGGUGUCUUCAUCACAGACUCACUCAAACAGGCAGUGGGCCAUGAGGCCAUCAAACUCCUGGUCAAUGUGGAUGAGGAGGACUAUCAGGCUGGCCGCCGCAAGCUGCUCCGGAAUCUGGUCACAGGAGUGGGGGCAGGGUCUGCAGCUGAAACCGCAGCCGCACUUGGAGGGAGCAGAGGGACUCCAUCCUAGAAACGCAUGCGUCUGCUGCUUUUAGCAGAGGGGGAACCCGUGUCCCGAAUAAGAGAACUUGACUUCAUGGUGAGGACAGGAGCAAGAAAAGUGAAAAGGCUGUUCUGUUUCAGGAAGAAGUGUGAGGGAGAAUGCUGGGUGCCCUGCCCUUUCAUCUAUGAAGGGAAUGUGAAAUAAAAGUGAUCCAAAGCAAGUGAGUCAGGAGAUGUGGAACACAGACUGAAGAGAAGUGCUUUGAAAGUUGAAGGGCUUUGUUCUUUCUGCUGGAGGGACAAUGCUAAUAUUUUCUAUUGUAACUUGUGAGUUGACUAUAAAAUCAGAUUUUACAUUUUC